Podarcis raffonei (Aeolian wall lizard) is the source of this 6291-nucleotide messenger RNA. It is a transcript of the gene SPIRE1, whose product is annotated as spire type actin nucleation factor 1. Lineage: Eukaryota; Metazoa; Chordata; Lepidosauria; Squamata; Lacertidae. Gene Ontology annotation, biological process: polar body extrusion after meiotic divisions; actin nucleation; intracellular transport. The transcript has 19 exons. The record is from RefSeq and is a predicted model, not a curated record. Gene Ontology annotation, molecular function: actin binding. Gene Ontology annotation, cellular component: cell cortex; cytoplasmic vesicle membrane. The coding region runs from base 167 to 2659 and encodes 830 amino acids.
GAAGAACAUGAAGGCGGCGGGCAACGGGCAGCCGCGGCGGCAGCAGCAGCAGCAGCAGCUGAGGUGAAGCGAAGCGAGGCGGCGAAGGCAGAGGACGAAGAGGGCAACGAGCGCGGCCGGUCAUCACCUUUCCGUCGUUAUUAUCAUUCGGCUCCCCGCAGAGGGAAUGGCUCACGGCGGGGCCGCGGGAAGCGACGAGCCCUUGCCGGGCACCUCCGGUCGCAGAGACGGCGGCGGCGACGACGAAGGCCGGUCUCUGGCGGCGGCGCUGGCGAUGCGGGACGCGCUGUCUCUGGAGGAGAUCCUGCGGCUCUACAACCAGCCCAUCAACGAGGAGCAGGCGUGGGCCGUCUGCUACCAGUGCUGCGGCUCCCUCCGCUCCCGAGGCCGCCGCGGGGAGUCUCUCAGCCGCAGGGUGGAGAGCCCCGCCGACAUCCGCAUCUGGAAGGACGGAGCCGUCACGCUGGGCGACCGUGCUCGGAGCCCGCCGGCAGCAGGUAAAUCAGAACAUUUACACUGUCCAGAAACAGAGGUAAUAGAAUCAUUGGGAAUUAUUAUUUAUAAAGCACUGGACUAUGGCUUGAAAGAGAAUGAAGAGCGAGAGCUAAGCCCCCCCUUGGAACAGCUUAUUGAUCAUAUGACCAACACAGUAGAAGCAGAUGGGAGCAAAGAUGAAGGUUAUGAGGCUCUGGAUGAAGGAGUAGAAGAAGAAAAUGACAAGGGAGACGUUGAAGUUAUACAUUCUUAUCGAGAUGUCAUGAAGCUCUGUGCUGCUCAUCUACCAACUCGAUCAGAUGCACCAAAUCACUAUCAAGCAGUGUGCCGGGCACUAUUUGCAGAAACAAUGGAGCUGUAUACAUUCUUGGCCAGAAUUAAAAGUGCAAGAGAGAAUUUGAAGAAGAUGCAGGAAAUGGACAGAGAAGGAACUGAUGACUCCAGCGCUGAUCUUGAUGAUUUAAAAACUGCUGAUUGGGCUCAGUUUUGGGUGCAGGUCAUGCGAGACUUGCGAGAUGGUGUGAAACUGAAGAAAGUUAAAGAACGUCAGUUCAAUCCUCUUCCCAUAGAGUAUCAGCUCACUCCGUAUGAGAUGCUGAUGGAUGAUAUUCGAUCCAAACGCUAUACUUUAAGGAAAGUUAUGGUCAAUGGGGAUAUUCCUCCACGAUUAAAAAAGAGUGCUCAUGAUAUUAUCUUGGACUUUAUCCGAUCUCGACCUCCGUUAAAUCCAGCCUCUGCAAGAAAACUAAAACCAACCCCACCAAGACCACGUAGCCUCCAUGAAAGAAUACUGGAAGAAAUCAAGUCUGAAAGAAAACUGAGACCCGUCUCUCCUGAUGAGAUCAGGCGCAGCAGGCUAGCAAUCCGGCCUCUUAGCAUGUCUUACAGUUUUGACUUGUCAGAUGUAUCAACACCAGAGGCCUCCAAAAAUCUUUCAGAAAGCUGUCAGAAUGGCAGCUUUUCAUCAGAAGCAAAGGUGAAUGGCAUUGGUGCUACUAAGUUGACAGUACAACGGAAAAGACUUUUGAAAGCUCCCACUUUGGCUGAACUGGAUAGCUCAGAUUCAGAGGAGGAGUAUGUACAGAAAUCACCCAGCAGCAGUAGUAUUUCUCCCUCCCAAAUGGAAGAUACAUUUCCAGAGACCAUAUCUGGGAAAAAGGUGCCUCCAAAAUUCUUGCCAAUAUCAUCCACACCACAGCCAGAGAGGAGACAGCCACCUCAGAGGCGACAUUCCAUUGAAAAGGAAACACCAACCAAUGUUCGACAGUUCCUGCCACCUACAAAGCAGAGCUCCAGAUCACUUGAGCGCCCCCUAUUUCUGUUCUUGUUUGGCCUUAUGAGAAUGAGAAGGCUUCUUGUUCCCAGGAUAACAAGUUUAUUUCCAAGGAUGACGCUCAAAACACUUUUCCCAGCCAUACAUACAGCCUCUCAGCUUAGCUCCCAUCCCUUUGAAGCAGCCUUAUUUGGGGUGGCAAGGACUAUAUAUUAUCUUUGUGAGAGAGCUUUUAACAACAAGUGGACACUCUCAAAGGAGGAGUUUUGUUACCCAGUGGAAUGCCUGGCUCUUACAGUGGAAGAAGUAAUGCACAUCCGUCAAGUGCUAGUGAAGGCCGAGCUAGAGAAGUACCAGCAGUAUAAAGAUGUCUAUACUGCCCUCAAGAAAGGAAAGCUCUGUUUUUGUUGCCGAACAAGGAGGUUUUCUUUCUUCACCUGGUCCUAUACCUGUCAGUUUUGUAAAAGGCCUGUAUGCUCACAGUGUUGCAAGAAGAUGCGCCUGCCAUCAAAGCCAUAUUCUACACUUCCCAUCUUUUCUCUGGGACCUUCGGCUUUACAGAAAGGAGAAAGUUUUAUGAGGCCAGAUAAACCUUCCACUAGCCAUCACCGGUCCCUUAGGGGCAUGCCAAGGUUAUCCUCAAAGUCCAAGUCUGUAGAUAAAUCAGAUGAAGAAGCACUAUUUCCAAAAGAGCUAAUGGAGGACUGGAGCACCAUGGAAGUGUGUGUGGACUGCAAAAAGUUCAUUUCGGAAAUCAUCAAUUCAAGCCGCCGCAGCCUCUCCCUGGCUAACAAGCGAGCCAGAUUAAAAAGGAAAACCCAGUCGUUCUACAUGUCCUCCCCAGGCACCUCGGAGUAUUGCCCGUCUGAGAGGACUAUCAAUGAGAUCUGAGCUGUGUGCCUUUCUCUUUGCUUUGUAUUCAUGAAGUCUUGAGAGAACUCGGUGAAACCAGAAUGUCUUUUUUCCUUUGUUCCACCCGACAGCUUACAUUUGCAUUAGAUCACUGGUUUUGCCACUCCAUAAUUUAUACACAGAGAGAAAGAAAUUGGGCUAUGCAGCAGGUCAGUAGAUAAAACUGUUUGCACAGGAAGAAAAUGUCCGUUUGAAAUUGUUGCCUUUUUGUAUGUGGCACAGUGUACAAAGAGCGCCUUUACUUGCAUUAUUUUUUCUAGUGUUCAUUCCUUCGAUAAUUUUCAAGAAAAGAGUCAAAAUAUAGUUACAGAACUACACAAUGGUGUUAGCACAGUUGUAAUUAUUGAACUAUGCUGGCAUUUACUACCAACUAACAUAUGCAUUUCAGUCUUUGUGGCACACAAGCCCAUGCUUCUACAGAAAAUUGACGGGGGCCAUGGCUCUUAAUGCCUUAUGGUAUAGCACAAAGCUUUAAAGGAUGUGCUCACCAUGGUCGAUCAAUCCAAACUAGAUAGUUUAUGCUGUCUGGGUUCUAGAAUAAAAUAUUGAAUAAGCUAAGAAGCCUGGAUUGGGUAACUAUUUCCUGCAGCUGCUACUUGUUCCAGUAUAAUGAUAAGUGUGUUAUGUCUAAAGUAAUAGCAGUUUCUUCCCUAUCUUGAAUGUAUUCUGAAUGUUAGUUGCAGUAGUUGUUAGUUGUAGCUUUUAGACAUAAGCAAAAUACUCUCUAUGGAGGGGAUGCAAGAUAAGUGCAACUUUUUAAUAUUAAUGAGUUUUUUGUAAAAUUAAGAACAUUCUCUGGGUGACAAUCCUGAGAAAAUAGAUCAUAUGUAUAUUUGUAUUAUAGUAGAACACCUAAGUACUGCUAUAAUUAAGGGUCUGGAAGCAUAUCCAUUAUAAGCCCCAUUUUUACAGGGGUUUGUAUCUUGGCUGUAAAGAAAUUUUAUACCCUGCAAAAAUUUGAGGCAGGAGUGUCUCAGAUUGAGAGGUAGGUUUUUUUUAAGGUUUGGAGAAACACUGUCUAGCUGUUUUGAAGUUCCAGGAAUAUUACCAAACAUUACAUUUUUGCACUCUUUUAUAUUCUGAUUUUUAAAUGUAAACAAACUGGGGCUUAGAGUAGAGUGUGCAGCUAGGUUGUUUUUAUAUUUAUAACAGCACAGUUAUAAAUAUUUGCAAAUCAUCCAGUGGACAGGAACAAUAAUCCUUUCACGUUUUUAAUGGCUAGGUCCAUAUUUAAUAUCAGCAUUCAGUAUAUGAUAGGAAGGAUUCAAAUAUUUGAAUUUUCAUUUUCACAUUUUAGGUUGAUGAGAGACAUCUCGGUUCACUUCCAAAAUAAGCAGAAUCUGCUUUAAUGCAACCUCCAGACAUUUUUUUAAUGAAAAUACGCUGAGAAAUGAAUCUUAUCUUCCAAGAAAACCAAAACAUUAGAGGCCAAGAAAUAGAGCCACGAUGUAAAGACUAAAAGCCUGAUAUUGCUGCUCUAAUAUCUGAAAUUUAACUAACUGCACAAGCACAAAUGUUUGGGGUCUUAGGAUGCAAUGGGGUCUCUGGUCCAAUUAUUCUUAAGCAACUCAUCCAAGACAGUGGGACUACUCUAUUUUCAUUGGAUAAACCACACUACACUACACUACACUACAGACAAAACUGGCACUGUUGGCACAAUUGAGGAAUUCUCACUGGCAAAAUAAAACACUCCUACAGGGAAAGCCACAAGAGUUCCACCAAUGGACAUAACCCAUGGUCAAUAACAGCAGAAGUUAAAUUUCACUUUGUUAAUUGACAUGAUAAAAUUGCAUUGUGAUGACAUCAGACCGAGAAGUAUUGUUAGACUAUAGUCUUUUUUCCAUUAAUCAACUUGGAAAAAAUGGACUGAAAGCACCUAUUCCUUUUAUAUUUUGCUACAUUUUAUUAAUAAAUGCCACAAAUUGUGUGGAAGCAAAGGGGUCACCUCACAGCUCACAAAGGCAUCAGCAAUAGCUCCCAGUAAGGUGAGGCAUCAGCUAGGAGAUUCUCACCCUGCCAGGUUUUCUCUGUCAUCUCUUCUCCUUCCAUGUAGCUAACCUGCUCUAUUUCCUCAAACUGGGUCUUUAUCAAGAACCGGUUGUCUAGCUACUUUUCUAGAGAAAUAAGUUGUAUUCUGAUAUGUGCCUGGACACACAAAUGCAUCUAUGGAUGGAAGGCCUGCUGCCAACAACCCCAUCUAUAUCAGCCCACACACUCAGUCUCCAUCCUUCCCCAGGUUGAGGAGGGUACCCAAUCAUGCAUGAUGUUCUACUCACAUUUAAGGGAAUGCAAGUACUAUGCCCUUAUAGACCUAUCCUGCUCAACGUGGGGAAGUUUUGGAACAAAUGUGUGGGGCAGGGCUUGCAUGUGCUAUCUCCUGCCUACAGAUACAGAGUUCACGUGUUCAGACAAAUGCCUGAAUUCUCUUUGUAAAAUGUGUCUGGGACUUAUGUCGUCGCCUCGUUCUAUUAAAUAUUAUUUAGAUUUUCUAGGCUCUUUAUUAGUAUUGCACACACGAACUUUGGUGCUCCUAUGGGUCCAGUCAAAUUACAGGGAGUGAAGUGGGGAUCUUUCUGGUAGAGGACCCCUCAAAUUCUAAGGUGAGGGGUUUGAGGUUGAAGUGCUGACAGCGUGAGUCACCUUGAAUGCCAGCGAUAUAAGCGGAGGCUGCUUACUUGCCUCAAUAGUUUUAUCCCUGCACACAGACAACACAACUCCUUCUUUCUUUCCCUUUGACAAUGCACUUACAGCCACAUGCAGCAUUGAAUCUUAAUAGAAACUGCCACUAGCAAGCUCGAUAUUUUUCAGUCACCACUUUCCAAGUGCCCUUCGCCUUUCUCAUUUCCUCUUUGACUCUUUCUGUCAGGAUGAAGGAAAUAUGCCGGCCUUUAAUUUGGGGGAAGAAGUUCCACAAAGUUGUUGUUUGAAGCCUGAGGGGGAACUUGGUUCCUUGAGCAUUGUGUUGUGUGACAUAACAUUCUUGUCACCUUGCCAUUAAUAUUCCAACUGUGGUCCAAGUAAUAAGGAUAUUCACUCUGUUUCUCCAUAUCACAGGAAGCUGCCUAUAACGUGAAGCUUUUUGGUGCCCUUGUCUGUUUCAACAUAAUCAUAUCAACUUGUAAAUAUGUGUAAAAUAUAUUAACUUCGGAGAACCACCACUCUUUGUAGUGAGAAUCAACCUUCUCAUGAAGAGUGAAGAGGAAAUUUAAAAUAAGCUAAAUGAGCCAACUUCUGUGUUAUCAGAAAUCAUACCAAUGUUUAAAUGAGUUUUAAAGAGGAGAAAGGCUAUCUAGAACAGCAAACUUGGCACCAUAAGAACUUUAAAGCAUUUAUUUUUCUAAUUACUAAUAAAUCUAGGAAGUACCCCAAGUGUAUUGUAGAAAACCUGCAUCCAGUAAAAUGAUUGUGUGUUUUGUACAUGAAAAUAUUUUGUGGGAAAUUCCAAGCUAGCUCCGCUCUGCAGAAGGUGGCAACAAAGCCUUUGCAAUGCCUUGGUGUGCAGACAGAACUUUUAUGCAUCCCUGGUGACAAUGUUACUCUAUUAUUAUUUUGGUUGAAAUCCUUUAUUUAAAUAUGAAAUAUGAGGAAAAUAAAAACACCUUUCUGUCAUA